UCCCAUCUGUCUGCUGCUGGACCGACUGUCUCCCUGACAACUGAGCGAACUCACCUCCGUCUGUCUCUCUGGCCGUUUGACUCUCUGCUCAGAGCCCAAAGUUCAGUUUCUUAAGUGGGAAGAAGGCAGUACUACACUUUAAACAACUGGAAAACAUCUGGACAUCUUCUGCCGCUGGCCGCUGAAGAUCAGUGAAGGAGGAGGAAGUGCCUUGCUCAAAGGCUCUUCAAUAACAGCCGCUGAGGAAGAGGAGAGGAGCCACUUUACCCGCUUUGUCAAGAUCUUCUCAGGCCAACUGCAGUCCCCCGUGUCCUGAAUUAGGUGAAUCUCGCACCUGCAGAGCUGAGAGGUUACCCCACCGCAGCUGAGCCUCUAACCCGCCAUGGCAGACUGGAGCCUACUGGGAAACUUCCUGGAGGAAGUACAGGAGCAUUCUACCUCUGUCGGCAAGGUGUGGCUGACCAUCCUGUUUAUCUUCCGCAUCCUGGUGCUCGGCACUGCUGCUGAGUCGUCGUGGGGAGACGAACAGGAAGACUUCGACUGUGACACUGAACAGCCCGGCUGCGAGAACGUUUGUUACGACCGAGCCUUCCCUAUAGCACAUAUACGAUACUGGGUGCUCCAGAUCGUGUUUGUGUCCACCCCCAGUCUGAUCUACAUGGGCCACGCCAUGCACACCGUCCGCAGGGAGGAGAAGAGGAGGAGCAGAGAGGAGGAGGGAGGGGAGGGGGGAGGGAGAGAGGAGGACCCGGGAGGAGGCGAAGGAGGAGGGGAAGGAGAGAAACAGGGGAGGAAAGGAGAGAAGGAUGAAGGGAAGGAAAAAAGAGAAGUUCUAUCAUCAGGUCGAAUCCGUCUGAAGGGGGCGCUGCUGCAGACCUACGUACUGAGCAUACUGAUAAGAACCAUCAUGGAGGUGGUGUUUCUGUGUCUCCAGUACUUCCUGUAUGGAAUCUUCCUCAACCCUCUGUAUGUCUGCAAGGCCUGGCCAUGUCCGCACCCAGUGAACUGCUACGUCUCCAGACCGACGGAGAAAAAUGUCUUCAUAGUGUUCAUGCUGGCUGUGUCGGCCGUCUCUCUGGUCCUCAGUGUGCUCGAGCUGCAUCACCUGGCCUGGAGGCACUGCUGCAGGCGGCUCUUCUGCACGAGGAAGGCCGUCACCCCCGCUAACGGCUCGCUGUCCCGCCAGCUCUCUCUGUCUCCUCCGCCGCCGUCAACCCCGCCUCCAGACUUCAACCAGUGUGUGAUUGGAUCCUCGCACUUCCUGCCCCUCCCGUUCCCUAACCACCGCCUGGCUAACCAACAAAACUCGGAGAACAUGGCGACAGAGAAGCACAAAAUGGCCGCCGCCGUGGAGGAGGUAAACCUCCUGCAGAUGAGCUGCUACUCGCCGGGGUGGCAGGAUGCGAGCACCAAUCAGAUCCAAGAGGGCGGGUACCUGACCGACGCUAACUGCUACAGCCCGGGGAGCAGGGAGAUCAGCUGCCCUCAGAUCCAAAAUGGCGGCCCAGACGGGCUGCUGCUGUGCCCGAAUGGAGGGCUCUGUCAGAAGUCUGACAAACGCAGAUUCAGCAAAACCAGCGGAACGAGCAGCCGAACGAGGGCCGACGACCUCUCUGUUUAGAAAGCGUUCAAGCCCUGAAUAAAAAGAGACACGUCGGACCCUUUGAACGCUCGAGGAUGGCCGGAGGAGUCAGAGCCGAAUCCUUCAGCUUUAACACUAACCCUGUUUUUCUGUUUUGUCUCGACUGCUGUUAAAAUGAGCGAGGCUUUUCUUUUCUGAUUAACGCUUCCUUUACCAGACAAUCCUUUAAAAAAAAAAUGGCGCCUACGGUGAUUUUACUGAAAACUCCAACUGGCAGUGUUAAAUCUUUGAAACUUGAAGGAACGACUGAAAUCUCCCAUCUACACACUGAUUUACACACUGAUCUAUAAAUCGAUCUCCACGCUGAUCUAUGAGCCUGAGACAGAGAUGAAAACUGUCCUCUAAUCACAAAGCAUUCAACCUUUCGGUGCUGUGGCUGCCGAGAUGUUCUGCUCGACCUGACAGAAAACCUGCUCUGCCUUCACUGUGACCGGUUGCUUUCUGAAAAGGUUGCACUUCUGAACACUCGUGUUUGCCACUGCAGAGACUUUUAGGCAGAAAGUUUUCCAGCAGAUCAUCAGCUGAAAUGUUUUAUCUCUGCUGGUGGAGGCUGGUUUUUGGUCACAGCUGAGGACGGCGGCUGCUGAUCACUCUGAAGGACUUACAGCGAUAUAUCUCUUCAAGGACGAUUUAUGACAAAUGUUUCUUCUUCUGGGGUUUUUGAAGGAAAUAAAAAACGGGACACUUUGAGACGGAUGUGAGUCUCCUGUCUGUAUCGCAGAGGUUUUCCGAGGUCUGACUGAUUUACAGCCCUUGAAUCAACCCGGGGGGGGGGACGCCAAAAUGCAUGCUAAAGUGUCCCCUGGGAGCCAAAAUAUGCGCUAAAGUGCCCUUUUGGACACCAAAACACGCGCUAAAGUGCCCUUUUG
Chelmon rostratus (copperband butterflyfish) is the source of this 2511-nucleotide messenger RNA. Its product is annotated as gap junction alpha-5 protein-like. The record is from RefSeq and is a predicted model, not a curated record. Gene Ontology annotation, cellular component: connexin complex. The transcript is spliced from 7 exons. Lineage: Eukaryota; Metazoa; Chordata; Actinopteri; Chaetodontiformes; Chaetodontidae. Gene Ontology annotation, biological process: cell communication. Bases 383 to 1621 code for a protein of 412 amino acids.